Eutrema salsugineum is the source of this 1311-nucleotide messenger RNA. RefSeq names its product 2-oxoglutarate-dependent dioxygenase DAO. Lineage: Eukaryota; Viridiplantae; Streptophyta; Magnoliopsida; Brassicales; Brassicaceae. The transcript is spliced from 3 exons. Bases 275 to 1189 code for a protein of 304 amino acids. Gene Ontology annotation, molecular function: indole-3-acetaldehyde oxidase activity; dioxygenase activity. The record is from RefSeq and is a predicted model, not a curated record. Gene Ontology annotation, biological process: auxin catabolic process.
GAAAUCGUUGCGCAAACAAAUUGACGUCAUUUUCCUUCUCUAUAAAUUAAAAUCAAUAUAAGUUUUGGGGGAAAACACACAACUGUGUCGCAAGUAGAAAAGUCUCUGCAGAUCCAAAUUACUUCAAGUUCGAAUCCAGUCUUCAACUUCGGUCUGCUUUCUCGCCUUCACUAAAUUACUUUCCACUCCAUCUACUUCUCGACAAGAUUUCCGAAGAAUUAAGGUUGUGUUGAGUAGAGAAAGACCUCUCUUUUCAAGCUCUCCAUUGAAUAUAAUGGCGGAAACCGGUGGAGUUAUUCCGACGAUAGACUUGGAGGAGGAGGUUUCUGAUAAGACACUGAACCAGAAAAUCCGUGAAGCGAGUGAGAGAUGGGGAUGCUUCAGGGUGAUCAACCAUGGAGUUUCAUUGUCUCUGAUGUCUGAGAUGAAGAAGACUGUUAUGGAUCUCUUUGAACGUCCCUACGAGGUGAAAGUGCGUAACACAGAUGUGCUACUAGGGAGUGGUUACAGGGCUCCAAAUGAAACCAAUCCUUAUUAUGAAGCAUUGGGUCUCUAUGACAUGGCUUCUCCUCAAGCUGUCAAUACUUUCUGUGACCAACUCGACGCUUCUGUUGAUCAAAGGGAGAUUAUGGUAAAGUAUGCCGAAGCUAUUAAUGGUCUUGCAAAGGAUUUAGCGAGGAGAUUAGCAGAGAGUUAUGGAUUGGCUGAGACCAACUUCUUCAAAGGAUGGCCUAGCCAGUUUCGGAUUAACAAAUAUCAUUUUCAACCCGAAACCGUAGGGAAACUCGGUGUGCAGCUACACACGGAUUCAGGGUUCUUGACGAUUCUUCAAGACGAUGAAAAUGUUGGUGGACUUGAAGCCAUGGACCAUUCUUCAGGAACGUUCUUUCCCAUAAACCCGUUGCCAAACACGCUUGCUAUCAACCUCGGGGACAUGGCUGCAAUAUGGAGCAAUGGAAGGUUAUGCAAUGUGAAGCAUAGAGUGCAAUGCAAUGAAGCAACAGAGAGGUUUUCUAUCGCAUCGUUCCUAUUAGGACCAAUGGAUACAGAUUUGGAACCUCCAAAGGAGUUUGUGGAUGCUGAACAUCCACGCCUAUAUAAGCCUAUUAGUCACGACGGGAUACGAAAUAUUAGAAUGACUAUGAAAUUGCAUGAUGGAGAAGCCCUCAAGCUUAUAACCUAUGAAUGACCUAAAACACCGAAUAAGGCGGUUGUGAUAUGAAACCAAAAGAAGACUUAGUCAUUUUGUUAGAUUUCCCGAAAAGAAUGAGAGACAAUUAAAGAUGUAUCUAAAUAUAUAUAUAUAUAUAU